UAGAAACCAUUCGCUUUCUCUGGACUGUGCUACGUAUCUGUAAUUGUAGUCUAAAUAAGUGGUCAUCACAAGAGGAUUUUGGAAAGUGUACACAGGCAAUGCCAAAAUUCAAAGACGUCGUAGAGAAAUGGCGGAAAACGCCAGAGAACAAAUUCAAACAAAAGGACCGUGAACUCUGUAUCCAAAUUGGCAGUGCCUGCAUUGAUCAAGGAGAGAGUGCCAAGGUACUGGACUUCAUCAAAGAAGAAAAGAACCAGGGUAUAGUCAGGGCUCUGGGUCUUGGGCUGCUACAGCCACUGGUCAAAGAGAUUCUGAAGAGGAAGCAGAACCCUGUGCACUGUGAGGCUGCAGUCACUCACCUAGUGCAGGUUUGUAAACCAAAGGAAGUCUUUGACAACUUGUUUGGACAAUUGGAGGACUGCGAUCCAGGAUUCAUUGGCGAGACAGUUAUAGUUCUCCUCCCACAUCUCCAGACAGUGCUGCUGCAGCUGGGGGAUGGCUGCUGGGGCCCGUGUGUGGGGGCCGUGCUGAAGGUUGCCCAGAGGCAGGUGGCCCGGCUGCCGGUGCCCUACACCAGGCAGCAGGAGAAGAGCGACACGCACGGCCUGUGCAAGUGCUGCGCCGUCCUGCUGGACUUCCUGCGGCCCUUUGUGGUGGAGGUGAAGACGGGCGCUUCUAAGAAAGGAGCAGCAUCUGCUACAAAGGGCCCAGCGAAUGACAGGCUGAGAGAGGACAUAGUCAAAUUUUGCAUGUUGAGCCUACGAGAGCCAUUGCUGCAGGCGAUACUCCAGGAUCCCAGUAGCCCAUUCUGGACCUUUGCCACUGGCAUCAUGGCCAUACUAACUGAGAUCCAUAAGCCCCUACCGGAGCUCCUGUUCAACCAGCCAAUGAGGAGGGGAGAUGAGUUCAUCUCUAAAGCCAGCAGCGACUCUGAAGAGUCUCGUGCCUGUCUCGCCUACCUCCUCUUUGUUCAGCUUAUUGCCAUGGAGACGUUUCCUGCCAUCUUUAGCCCUGUUUAUCUCCUGCAGCGCAACAUGGAGUACGUCAACCUUUUGUCAGCUAGGAAAGAUGAAGCGUGGCUUACAAAAGGCCUGGAUCUGUGUGAGAAGAGUUUGGAACGAGUGGAAGGCUGCAGCCUACCGGUAGAGAUCCUGGAGCUCAGGUCAUUCUACACUGUCCCUCAGAACUUGGUGCAAAUCAUGACUGUUUGUCCAAUGAAGCAUUUGCAAACAAAGGCGCUGCAUGUAUUCCAGCUCUUCAUAGAUAAACUGAAUGGGGAAGCCAAACACAGAUUCUUCAGGUGCAUGAUGAAAACCAGCCAUCAUGCUGGUGUGGAGGGCCAUGUCAUCAAGAACAUCAAGAACCAGGUGGACCCUGCAAAGUGUGGACAGGUGAGCUGUUGGUUCUCAGGGGAGCACCUGCUGUCCCUGCUGCAGAUGGCUGUGUGCGUCCCGAAGGGAGUGGAGACUGACCUGCUGCAUGGCAUGGACAGAGUCAUGGAGUCUCUCAACUUACUCCGUUUCUUGCUUAUCAAAGAGAAGGAAAAAAGUUCUUCAAAGAGCAUGUGGGCAGAGUUGUGUAAGCUGGCUGCCAGCUAUCUGAAGAUCCUGCGUGUCUGCCUCAGCAUGUCCAGGUCCUACUACGGCGCCGAACUCAAGACUCUAAAGGAGAAUCAGAAGAACAAAGCCAAGGAGAGAAGAGAAGCUCGGAAAAUGAAGAAACCAGUGCGUGAAAUCAAUGUGAAAGACGAGAAGUUGUCCGACAUGUCUGAAAUGGAACAACAUCAGGUUCUUCAGUGUGCCAUGGUGACCUUUGACCUGAUGGACAGCCUGACAGUGAGGAUAGAGGAGCUGACUGAGGACAGGGUUGCACGAGAGCCCUGAUCCUUGACCUCUGAUAUGUACCAGCAGCUAGGUUACAGCACUGAACAAGCAGCAUCUCCAAAUUACAGUCAAUCAGAGAUAAACCACAAUGGGGUCUAGAAUAAUGUAU
Sardina pilchardus (European sardine) is the source of this 1992-nucleotide messenger RNA. RefSeq names its product glomulin, FKBP associated protein b (gene glmnb). The record is from RefSeq and is a predicted model, not a curated record. Gene Ontology annotation, molecular function: ubiquitin-protein transferase inhibitor activity. Lineage: Eukaryota; Metazoa; Chordata; Actinopteri; Clupeiformes; Clupeidae. Bases 99 to 1883 code for a protein of 594 amino acids. Gene Ontology annotation, cellular component: cytoplasm. The transcript has 18 exons.